AUGAUAUUGCUUUUGUUUCUGGUUGUCACUCUUCUUUUUAAACCAAUAACAGGCGAUUCAUGCGAAUCAUACACACAUCCGACAUAUGGCAAGACUGGUCAAUGCAUCAAAACGUCAGACUGUUCCAAUGCACUCUAUAUAUCGAACUUAUGUGAAAGCAAGCCGAUUGACAUCAAAUGUUGUUUCUCGGGCGCGUUAACUGCUUGUCCCAAUAUAAUUAGUCGUGCUGAAUGGGGAGCUCGACCGGCUACCGUUAAUGUAAAAUUAGCAACGCCCGUUCCUAUUGUCGUCAUUCAUCACACCACGGCCGCUAACUGUACAACUAAGGUAGAAUGUAUGGCUCGAAUGAAGCGAAUUCAAAAUUAUCAUAUGGAUUCACAAAAAUGGGGUGACAUUGGAUACAAUUUUCUGGUGGGUGAAGACGGUAAUGUAUACGAAGGCCGAGGAUGGAACCAAGUCGGUGCCCAAACCUUAAAUUACAACUCGAAAUCAAUCGGCAUUUCGGUCGUUGGUGAUUAUACUUAUCGUUUACCAAACGAUGCAGCUUUGAACGCCGUCAAACAGUUGAUCAAAUGUGGUGUUUCAAGAGGCUAUAUAAAAAGCGAUUAUCUUCUUCGAGGACAUAAAGAUCUCAAUAACACUGCUUGUCCAGGAAAAGUGUUCUAUGAAGAAAUCAAGAAAUGGCCAAACUAUCGAUCGACAACUCGUCGCAGUGAUUUAGGUCCUUCGCAUUCUGUACCUGAAGAUUAUCUUGUCAUGAAAGACGUCUAUCAAAGCUUUUUAGUUGAUCUUCUCCAUAAUGAUGGUAAACAAUUCGAAAAAAAUGCUACAUCUCCAUUUAUUGUACGUCUUAAAACAUUAGUACCACUUCGUCACUUAGAUUCUGUACGUAAAGCAUUGAGUUGA
Messenger RNA from Rotaria sordida, 906 nucleotides. NCBI's taxonomy places the organism in Eukaryota, Metazoa, Rotifera, Eurotatoria, Philodinida, Philodinidae. The record is from the annotation of a GenBank genome assembly.